AUGGGAGAUGAUAAUCCAAGGAUUAUGCACGGUGUGAUCAUUACCGUUUACGUUGAUCGUCGCACGACGACAGUUCGAUCGUCUCGAUCGUUUCGGAGAAAUGAAGGGACGUGGAAGCGUGGAAAUGAUCGGAGAGCGAGUCUUUUAGCUUAUAUUCGUCAGCUGAGAGCUGAAAGUAUCGCCGGAGAUUCGAAACGCGACGGGGUAGUAGACGUGGAGAGUGACAACAUACCUGAACGGCCGAACCCGAAGAAGAAGAAACGAAGGUGGAUAAGGAAAAUGAUGAGUAAGUUGCGGUUACAGUUUCUCCGGCCAUUUCGUCGGAAAAACAGGACGUGGAAAUACAGAGAGUUUGUUCCAGAUGAAGAAGAGGGAAAAGCGAAGAGCAAAGCAUACAGUUCAGAUCUUUGGAAAAAGCUUAAAAAUGUGGUCGGAGGGUUAUCACGCGGCUGUGUACGACGUAGAAGAGACUCGUGAAGACAAAUCAAGAAACAGACUGUUGUCCAAAAUUUAGCAGUGAGGAAAUAUUACUACGUUUUUUUCUUCCACAUAACCUUUUUUUAUCUUUCUUCCAGAACUUGAAGAAGAUGAAAAUCAAAUCAAUACAUAGACUGAUAGACACAUGAAAUAAAAAGAAUGCAUAAGAGCCUUAUUAAGAUUACAACAAUGCAGAAACAAGAAUACAAUUACAGAAAAUACAUAAUUUACAUGAAAAUAAAUUUUAAAAACAACUACGAGUUUUAUUUUCAAUUUCUUGUAUGGCCUAGUCACGUUAGCCUCUUAUACUGCUCAGCAGUUUUGAAGUCAAUCCGUAAUGCUAGAGAGAAAGUGUCUCGGUUAAGUUAAAAGUUACCGACCUCU
Molecule: messenger RNA, 861 nt
Organism: Eruca vesicaria subsp. sativa (arugula)
Lineage: Eukaryota; Viridiplantae; Streptophyta; Magnoliopsida; Brassicales; Brassicaceae
Source: the annotation of a GenBank genome assembly